Salvelinus fontinalis (brook trout) is the source of this 2550-nucleotide messenger RNA. RefSeq names its product synaptotagmin-4-like. The transcript has 4 exons. Gene Ontology annotation, biological process: calcium-ion regulated exocytosis; vesicle fusion; regulation of calcium ion-dependent exocytosis. Gene Ontology annotation, cellular component: synapse; membrane; axon. Gene Ontology annotation, molecular function: calcium ion binding; clathrin binding; SNARE binding. Bases 327 to 1781 code for a protein of 484 amino acids. The record is from RefSeq and is a predicted model, not a curated record. Lineage: Eukaryota; Metazoa; Chordata; Actinopteri; Salmoniformes; Salmonidae.
AGGGGUGGUUCAUCCUCAGAGAUGCUCAUAGCGCAAAGAGUAACAACACGAAUAGGGUGAGACUAGCGCUGGGAAGAGAACACACAAUAGCCUGCCAACCGUUGCCUCGCUGAAAAGAACAGCUGCGCUUGAAUUAUUAAACCGAAACAAACAGAUUAAAUCAUUUAAGUCACAUCAUCAAAAAAUCUGUCGCUAUUCGCUGUCAAGGAGAUAUACCUAGAGGACGGAUUGGUGGGUAGGGUAGGUUUAUAGAGUGCAAGUGCUGGAAUAAACCGAAGCGGGGACCGUUUCAGCACCUUGGACAGAGCACGCGAGCAAGCGGGAACAUGGCUCCGAUGGUAACGGAAGAAACGCAGUUCGUGGAGGUGCCAGUGAGUGUUGCAGUGGUGAGUGUGUUUGGCCUCGUCUCCUGCGUCUCCCUCUUCGCCUGGAUCUGCUGCCAGCGUAAAAACACCAAGCCACAGACGACACCACCCUACAAGUUCGUGCACAUGCUCAAAGGCGUCGACAUCUACCCCGAGAUUCUUAGCGCCAAGAAGAAGUUUGCUGCCACCGCCAAUGAAAGCAAGACCGACGUGAACGGAAACUGCAACGCCAACAGCAACAACGUUAAACAACAAAGACAACAGCAAGCGGCCUCCAGUCCAGCAGGGGGCAGAACGCCCCUUCACCUGGACCUGGAGAAACAACGUGACCUGAACGGCAACUUCACCUCCAGCACCAAACCUCCACACUCCAACCCCCAGACCCACGCCAAGGUCCGCAGCUCCCCAGAUCUGGACAUUCCCUCCCCCCACCCAGGGUUCACCCAGCCUGGGGUUCCCUCCCCCACAACCAUUACCACUGCCAAUAGCCUCUCCGGCCAGACCCCAAUCCCCACCCAGGGUGCCGCUGACCAAGACAAACCCCAGGACGGAGGCCCUGACGUGGGCCUCGGGACCCUUCACUUCUCCCUGGAAUACAACUCAGAGAAGAAGGCCUUCGUGGUUCACAUCAAGGAGGCUCACGGGCUGACCCCGACCGACGAGCAGUCCCUGACCUCUGACCCCUACAUUAAGCUGACCCUGCUGCCGGAGAAGAAGCACCGGGUCAAGACUCGCGUCCUGAGGAAGACUCUGGACCCGGCGUUUGACGAGACCUUCAGUUUCUACGGGAUCCCAUUGGUCCGUGUGCAGGAGCUGUCCCUCCACUUCAUGGUGCUCAGCUUCGAUAGGUUCUCCCGUGAUGAGGUCAUUGGCGAGACUCUCGUCCCAUUGGCCGAGAUCAACCUGGCGGAGGGGCGUGUCCUCAUGAGCCGUGAGAUCAUAAAGAGGAAUGUCAGGAGGGGUGCUGGUCGAGGGGAGUUGCUGUUGUCUCUGUGUUACCAGUCCACCACCAGUACUCUAACAGUGGUGGUGUUGAAGGCUCGCCACCUGCCCAAGACCGAUAACCACACAACCUCAGAGCCGUAUGUGAAAGUCAACCUGUUCCAAGGGAAGAAGCGUGUCAGUAAGAAGAAGAGCCAUGUAAAGAAGUGUUCCCCAAACCCUGUGUUCAACCAGCUGUUUGUGUUUGACGUGUCCUCCCAGGAGAGGCUGAGGGAGACCAGCGUGGAGCUCCUCCUAAUGGACUCUGAGUCUCCACCAACCAGGAGGGGGGACUCCACCCGCUCCCCCAACCCCGUCCUGGGGCGCCUGGUCCUGGGUAAUGCCGCCUCCGGCACCCCUGGAGAGCACUGGAGGGAGAUCUGCGACCAUCCGCGUCGGCAGAUCGCCAAGUGGCACGCCCUGUCCGAGGACUAGGGUUUUAGGGUUGUGAUGGCGUAAGGGCAUUGCCUAGAAACCAGGCGUUGCCUAGAAACCGGCAGGUUAACCAACCAACGGCCAAGGAACUGUUGCUAAGUGAAAGAGGGUAUGGGUUUGGGAGGGGGGGGGGGUCAUUCUAAGUGAUGUCAUUAAUCAGUCAGUCAUUCAGUCAAUUUAUCGAUCGUUGAAGUCAUUAGGGUUUGGUGACCGAGGAACCCGAUCGCUCGUCUACGAUUCCAAAACCCCCGGUAAUGAAAUUCUAUCUCCAUGGCAACAACAACCGAUCAUCACGGGCAACUGUGUGCAGUGCAGAACGCCCUAGUAACUGUCGCUAACGCUCUUCUUCUGCUAUUGUUACUAUAAAUAUUACUCCAAAAUAACUAAACCUGUUAAUAUUACUACCGCUGUAUAAAGACGUGAAUUUUCAACCCUUUAUUUUCUAAAGAUGCUAUCUAUUAUUUAUCAAAUGUUUUAUUUAUUUAUUUGUUGGUUUUUGUACUCUUCUGGUUGAGUUCCUGACUAUGUUUUGUAAGUAAAAGUGGUAUUUCAUAUCAUUGCAUCAGAGGGGCGAGAAAAUCCUAAAUGAGGUGACAAGAACGAAGCUUGGAAUGCAUUAAGGACAAUGUGCGUGUGCACGUGUGUGUGUGUGUGUGUGUGCGUUUAGGUCAGAGGGGAUGAGAGGCAGUGUGUAUUCUGUCUUCUUUACUGUGAGCACAAAGUCAGCAGGAAAUGUACCUUACUAUAAAACAUGUUCUGAGAAAACCGC